GCCCCGCUGGGGCUCUGCCUGUGCCUCUGCUGUCUGCUGCUGCCGCCCCCCGCCCGCAGCAACUGGUGCUCCUACACGGUGACACGGACGGUGUCGUGCCACAUCCAGAACGGCACCUUCCUCCAGCGGGUUUUCCAGGGCUGCCGCUGGCCCCUGGCCUGCAGCGGGAGCAGCAGCUACCGCACCGUCGUCCGGCCCAUCUAUAGGGUGACCUACAGGACGCUGACGGCGCUGGAGUGGAGGUGCUGUCCCGGGCACACCGGGGCCAACUGCGAGGAAGAAGCUCACACCUUCCUCGCCCUGCGAGACACCGGGCGCCCCGGUGCUGCCCCACGCCGGCCCCCCCUGCGCCCCACGGCUUUCUCAGGGUGCCUGAACUGCAGCCACAUCGGGGAGCUGACAGCCCGGCUCGAGACCCUCGAGGCACAGGUGGCCCAGCUGUCGGUGGCCGAGUCCCCCACCUCCCCGGCACCCAAAGGCAACACCCCGGGCAGGGGGCUGGAGACGGGGCAGCUCUGGGGGUCCCCGGCCGCCCGUGGGAGCCCCGGGGGUGACGGGAGACUCGGCUGGCGGGGCCCCCCCGGCCCCAAGGGAGACGCAGGAGGACGGGGACCGUCGGGCAUUCCUGGGGUGAAGGGUCCAAAGGGGCCGCCAGGUCCCCCCGGCCCCCCAGGACCACCCGGCCGGGAUGGAGCCAGGGGGUUCCCCGGAGAGAAGGGGUUACCCGGCCCCCCCGGCCCCCCGGGCCCCCCUGCCCCUGUGGGGCCAGCGAUACCCCGCAUAGCCGAGCCCAGGGACCCUCUCCUCUCCAACACCUUCACUGAAGCUGCCGGGGGCAUCGUGGGUCCCGCCGGACCCCCCGGGCCCGUGGGGCCAAUGGGUCCCCCCGGCCCCCCAGGUCCCAUUGGGCCCCCCGGCCCCCCAGGACCCGAUGGUAGAGCCGGGGCACCCGGAGCUGCCGGCCCCCCCGGGGAGAAGGGAGACAGGGGUCCCCAGGGCCACCCGGGCAGCCGCGGCCAGGACGGGGCACAGGGCGAGCCGGGCCCCAGGGGCGAGCCGGGCGAGAAGGGCACUUGGGCCAGUAGCUUCCAAACCCUCCUGCGGCAGCAGGCCCGGCUGGAGGUCCUGGCUAGAAGGGUCACCUUGCUGGAAGCCAUCAUCUGGCCAGAACCAGAGCCCGGAUCCGGCAGCGGCCCCCCCGGCACAGUGACGCCUGGGCCCCCCCGCAGCAAGCGUGGCAGCGGCCAGCCCCCCUACCGCAUCGUGGCCCCCCACCGGCGGCCCCCCGGAAAGCAGUGA
Molecule: messenger RNA, 1299 nt
Organism: Gavia stellata (red-throated loon)
Lineage: Eukaryota; Metazoa; Chordata; Aves; Gaviiformes; Gaviidae
Gene: EMID1
Product: EMI domain containing 1
Exons: 16
Molecular function (GO): protein binding
Source: RefSeq, a predicted model, not a curated record